Messenger RNA from Sander lucioperca (pikeperch), 1577 nucleotides. RefSeq lists its product as uncharacterized. Gene Ontology annotation, biological process: regulation of transcription by RNA polymerase II. The transcript is spliced from 9 exons. The record is from RefSeq and is a predicted model, not a curated record. The coding region runs from base 133 to 1254 and encodes 373 amino acids. Lineage: Eukaryota; Metazoa; Chordata; Actinopteri; Perciformes; Percidae. Gene Ontology annotation, cellular component: nucleus.
GAACACUGCUGGUGACCCGACGUUGCCAAUUAAGAAAUUAGGUUAUUUCAAUAGGCUAUAAGACAGGCAAAAAAACCGGCGGCCUUUCCCAUACAUUUCUUAUUCGGAGAAGUGUUCAUAAGAUAUAGGAAAAUGAAUGGUGUGCCCAAUGAGAAACCUAUUGGCGGUCCACGGCUGCGGCUGUUCAACUGCGCCCACGCUGACUGUGGAGCGACUUUCACAAGACAGUGGAGACUGAAAGAGCACGAGACGGUGCACACCGGAGCGCGCCCGUGUCUCUGCACAAUUGCCGGCUGUAGUCGUCGUUUCUCGAGAAAAUCCCACCUGAGCCGCCACAUGCUUCAGCACGGAGGGGUGAAGCAAUUCCAAUGCAAAUUCGCGGGCUGCACGCAGAGUUUCUUCCAUGCAGGCAAGCUGAAAAGACACGUGCUCUACGCCCACGGAGACAAAAACAAGUAUUUCAAGUGCAACCAGCCAAACUGCUCCUUGACCUUCAAAAAACGCAGACAGUUUAAACUGCACUUAAAGGAGCAUGACGUGCCUAUUAAGUCCAAGUGUUCGAAGGAUGGAUGCUCUGCCACGUUCGACUCCCAUAUCGCCCGCAAAGCCCAUGAGAAGAAGCACACAGGUUACCGCUGCCCUCAUGCCAACUGCCAGGUGUUAGAACAUACCUGGGGGAAACUUCAGAAGCACAUGGCCAAACAUCCAGCCACAUUCACAUGCCAAGCGUGUAAGAAGGUGUUUAAGAAAGCGGAUGCUCUGCGGAGGCACAAACGCAUCCACGCUUCCCAUAAGCCCGUGCUGGUUUGUCCCAGGGACAAGUGCCAGGCUUACUUCUCUACAACCUUUAACCUGCAACACCACAUCCGCAAGGUGCACCUCGAGCUCCUCAAGUACAGAUGCUCCUUCCCUGACUGCCCACGCAUGUUUGCUAUGCGGGAGAGUAUGAUGAGACACCUGCUUCGCCAUGACCCAAGCGCCACCACUCUGAAGAAACGUCAGCGGCCUAAGAAGUCCUGGCAGAAGCGUUUGGAUGGACACCAUCUGCCCCUUGUGGAGGAAAACUUGCGUGGCCUCUUUGCCCUGCGAAUGCGGAUCUCCCGACGUGCCAAAGUGGAAACCAACCUUGCAGGCCUCUUCAAUGAACGCAAGAUCCCUCAUUAUGUUGACCCAGAAGUCAACCUGCGCAAUCUGUUUGGUAUGAAACAGCCUCGCCCAUUGGAAAAGCCUGAGGUCGUACCACUAAAAGGUUAAAUAAAAAUCAAUCCAGACUAGCAGCGCAUUUUGACUGUUAAGUUUGAACUUCCUGAAAUCUGUGCAGGCUUUUAAGUUGUACGGUUUUUCUUACAUUUUUGAGAAAUUGGGUCUUUUUUUUUUUAAAUGUAGAUGACGUACAUUAAAAUAUUUUAAUUUCAAAGUAAUUAAAUGAAUGUCACUUGACACAUUGAUUAGUAUGUCAAGCUUUUGAGAAUUUCAAACAUUGAAUUCUAGUUCAUUAAGACAACAGAUCUUAAUUGGAAUGUUUAUUUUGUAACGACAUUUGCUGACCCAAUAAAAUGAGUUACAUUUUGAUCAAA